AUCUCGGCUUCUACCUGCUGGAUAAGUUCGGUAUCACACUCUCCACACGGCGCCAUAUUAGACAGACAUUAUCCAGCGGUACAUGGCUGAGGACAGAGCCUAGGAGAAGGAGCAGUAAUCCGGGUGACAAGUGAGCACAGCCCUCCGUACUGAACCACACUUUAGGGCACAUGCUGUAUGGUGUCCGACCUGUAACACGGUAAGACAUCCCGGCUGUUCGGUCCGAGGCGGGUUGUUUCCGUCGUUGUUGAGCUGACUCGCCGGCAGACAUGACUUCCCUCAAUCAGCGGAGCUCAGGCCUGGUGCAGAGGCGGACUGAAGCCUCACGCCUAGCCGCUGACAAGGACCGUCCGUCCGGUCAGGAGGAGGACGAGAACCGGCGGGACGAGCAGGACGACGACGACACCGGAGACUCCAAAGAAACCCGUCUCACCCUAAUGGAAGAAGUGCUUCUGCUGGGACUGAAGGACCGAGAGGGUUACACCUCCUUCUGGAACGACUGCAUUUCCUCCGGGCUGCGCGGCUGCAUGCUGAUUGAACUGGCCCUGAGAGGACGCCUGCAGCUGGAGGCCUGUGGCAUGAGGAGGAAAGGUCUGCUGGCUAGGAAGGUGAUCUGUAAGUCCGACGCUCCGACAGGGGACGUCCUCUUGGAUGAAGCUCUGAAACACAUCAAAGACACGCAGCCUCCAGAGACGGUGCAGAGCUGGAUCGAACUUCUCAGCGGAGAGACGUGGAACCCUCUGAAGCUUCACUACCAGCUGAGGAACGUACGCGAGCGUCUUGCAAAGAACCUGGUGGAAAAAGGCGUCCUCACCACCGAGAAGCAGAACUUCCUGCUCUUCGACAUGACCACACAUCCUCUGACCAACAACAACAUCAAGCAGCGGCUUAUCAAGAGGGUCCAGGAGGUCGUGCUGGACAAGUGGGUGAAUGAUCCCAAUCGGAUAGACAAGCGUCUGCUGGCACUCAUCUUCCUGGCCCAUUCCUCGGACGUGCUGGAGAACGCCUUCGCCCCGCUGCUAGACGACCAGUAUGACCUCGCCAUGAAGAGAGUGAGACUGCUGCUGGAGCUGGAGCCAGAGGGCGAGAGCAUGAAGACCAACGCCAAUGAGCUGCUUUGGGCCGUGGUGGCCGCCUUCACUAAAUGAGGCUGAUACUCGGAUUAAAGACAGCAGUUUGAUAUUAAAGUGGCAUUGAACGCUGGGGAGUGACUUAAACUCCGACAUGGUGAUUUGAACGAAAACAGUUCACCUUGUCUGGAUUCUUGGAAUGGGCUACCCUCCUUUCUCUUUUUCUUUUCUUACCCCAUAAACUAUUGCUCCUCCGCCCUGCGUCGCCCCGAAAUGUAAAUUCUGAGUUCACUUUUGCUAAAAAAUAACAACUCUCAUGGAUCUUUAAUGGAGCAGACCAUGAUAAUUUAACUGAGGCUGAAAUCAAGAUGUCGAUUCAUAUCCUCUUUUCUUUUCUGUCGCUUUAUCUUUGUUUUCUCAGAGGUACUGUUUGUAGGAGAACACACCUGUGAAGGUACACAUCCACGUUCAGGUUCAGGUUCAGGAAGGUUGUCUGUAGAUCUUUGACGGUCUUUGUGUUUUUCUUCUACCGAAUCCGAUUUAAAUGACUGAAGAAAAACAUAAUGUGGUGGAUCUAAAAGCCUGGGUUCACUACAUAACACAGAGUGUGUGAAAACAUAAUUGAUUUAUUUUACAAACCUGUUAAUCUAGAGACACGAGGGCUGUAGACUGGCCAGGGGGAGGGGCUCACCCCGGACAUGACGCCUGUUAAACAAGGCUGACACACUGGGGCGCAAAGUCCGCUCCAACUGACCCUGCAUGUGCUUGGACCAUCGCAGGCAGAGAAUCCAGACUCAUCACAGGGACGCCCCCCCUGCUGGAUCUGAACUGAGGAUUUUCUGGCUGUGAGGAGAGGGCGCUGACAGCAGAAAACCAUCUCUCCUAGCUUGAAGUUCUGUGGGACCCGAUUCAUUUGUCACCAGGACGAUAAGUGAAGAUGUGAAUCAAAGCUAGCAGAACCCAAAGUUUGGGGAAGAUGAUGUGCUGAUUUUUAUGACAUCGGUUACAAAAGGUGUGUUCAGACCAAAAGUAAGUUGUUUUUUUUGUAGACCGCUGUAAAACAAAAAGUCAAUGAAAAGUUUUGAAACCCACAAAUGUAUGUGACGCUGUUUUAUGAAACAAUGCCCUGAUGUUGCUUCAGAGAUGCUUGAUCCAAAUUCCAUUUAAAAACUGAGCAUUUAAAACUCGUUUGCUUAUUGUGGUGCAGUCAGACGGGAAAAAUCAUGAAUUGAGACUUUAUACAUUUUCUCAAAAUGAUUUAGUUACUUAAGCAUCUUUUCAGCCUGUUCAUUGUAAUUAAAUCAGAAUAAAAUCUGUUCAUUUUGGGUUCAUAGACAGAAGAACAGGAGCUUAUCGGCUGAACCGGUUGCUGGUGUACAUCGGAUAAAUCCUGGUACUGAUCCUAGCUUACAGGUCCUCGAACUGGGACCUGGCCAGCCUCAAGUAGCUGCAAGAAGCAGGAAUGUUCACCCAGACACAGUUCAUGGAGGAGGAGGGAGAUGAACUCCGUUGAGAGAGAGAGAGAGAGAGAGAGAGAGAACAGGUGAUGAUAGACAGACUGGAAUUUAACAAUAUUAUUUACACAGGUAUUGCUUUUGGUCUGAACACACCUUCCACACCAAGUCAAAUCUGUUUCAGAGUUUUGAAAACCUUUAAAGUAAAAAGAGAAAAUGAACGUCACAGUUUUGUUUCUGACAUUGUGUAAAAAACAGUCACAGAAUAAUUCCGUCUUGUGAAUUCUGCGAACACGUGAAGGGUUGAUGAAACACCAGAUAUGAUGAAAACACAUCUUGAUGUAUUUUAUGGUCAUUAUUUUGUUUGGGUAAUGAUACAUGAUCUUUGGUAGAGGACUAAGACUGGGAGUAUAUUUAACCUGGAAGCACUUCAAAAAUGUGUGCAUGUCUAAACAUUAACCAGGUUACAUUCAGGUGCACGUGACUUUAUUUGUACCUGUAGUUAGAUUUGUUUUGCAGCCGGUGAGAUAGAGACAUUAAUUAUGUAGGACAGUUUAAAAAAACAGAUGCAACAGGAGACAAAAAACUAAAGAGGAGAGAAUACUUUCAAACGGACUGAAACAUGAUUCAAAUAAAUUCAGGAUAAUUCAGUUCGCUAGCUGGUGAAAGCAAACAAAUCCUAGUCCGGGUUUAAUGUGAUUCUCCAGACACAUUUAAAGACGUGUCAUUUAUAGGAAACAAACAUAAGGAAGGUAGACCCAGUCACUGGCUGGCAUUUAAGGGUUUGUUACAUGAAAAACUACAAAAUAGUUUCCACUUGAAUUAAGAGAUUUUAAAAUAACAUCAUCUGAGGGUUAUAGGAGCAUAAUGCGAUCAUGAGGAUCUUUUAAUUUUUCUUCUUUUCCUUGCUUGACUUUAUUUGGACUAAAAACGUUUAAUUCUCUGCACACAUUAAGUUCAAUGUUAUGUAAAGUGUUCUCCAGUACAGGCAGAGGUUUGGAUUUGUAAAACGGACUGGAGCCAGAUAGACUGCUUCCAUGGCUCCCUCACUUACGAAAACAGGUCUUUAAAUCCACUAGUGAAGAAGACCCGAUCAACUAGCGAGAUGUCAUCUGAAUGGUUGCACUGGUGUGUUUUUACCUGCACCAUUGUUAACAGAGCUGCAGGAUCAGCAGCAUGGCAGGCUGUAAACUUUACACACUGAGUCUUUAAAUGAACCCUCAGUCUUAGAGGUUUUAUCUUCUCCAAAACCAACAUUUGUGUGAUGUCCACACUGAACCCUACAUGAAGACCAGAUAGUCUGUAACCUAAGUUGUGUCACAGUUUGGGAACUACAGAGAUGCAAGGCUGAUCUUAAUUAGCAGGGCGUGACGUCCAAACUAACCAAAAUAUUGUGGCAGAAAUUACUUAAUGUGGCCAAUCAGUGAAAAGCAUUUUUCUUAAAGCAGGGUUUUUUUGUGUGUUUCUUCUCGUGUCUCAUUGUCUCUGAACAUUAACUAAAGGCUUAAAAUAACUUUUGUUAACUGACCUUAAUCCAUUAACAGAAACUUAAAUGUUAAAUAUAAAAAAGCAUUACAAUUAGGUGAUAACUAAAGCCUACAACCUUUAUCUACAACUGGAGCCAAAUAACAGUGACAUCUAGUGGUUAAAUCAUGAAUUACAACAUAAACUAAUUUAGCAGUACUCUGUUAUUGGACAGAUGAAAUCCUCUCUGCUCAUUGAGAACUAAAGCAGGAAUAAAAUCAUCAGUCAUGAUACAUUUCUGAGGGAUGUAAUCUGUCAAUGGAACACACUGCUGACAGUAAACAGCCGAUAAAACCCUUCCAACCCAUCCAAAAUGAUCACACCUUUUACAAACCAUCACCAUGACAACCAUAUUGACUAUCUCAGCUGGUGCAACAUCUUAAAUUUCAUUGGAGCAUAACCUCUGUCCUAAAUUUGAAAUGACGUUCUCACUAGGCUUCGUUUGAACUUCUACACGGUUGGUGCUUCCCGGCGUAAUGAAACGGUAAAGACGCUGACUGAAGCAGGGUCACCAGCUGACUAAAAAUCAUUAAGGUAAAAUAUCUACUCAGUCAUCAGCGAUGUGGCUUCAAACUGUGACAAAAGGAGUCGACUGGAAUAUUUUUGUGAUGUCCAUCUGAUCAUAAGGGUUUUUAAAAAAGUUAACAAACUUGUGUCUUGCAGGCAGAGAACUCUAAUGACUUCUGUCAUCAAACACAGCUAGCUCUCAUUAUGUCAUUAAUAAACCAAACAGAUUCAGAGCACUUUGAGGAUAUAUUACAAACAAUGUUCAUGUAGCUAGGCUAACAGUUUCCCUCUGCUUCCAGUCUUUAUGCUAAGCUAGGCUAAACAUAUUCAGGACCUGUCCCUGUAUUGGACACACAGAUCUGAAGUAGAUUUUAAUUUGGACGAAAAAAUGUCCCAAAGUGUCCGAGAUGCUUUUUUGUUCACUCGUAUUAAUCAUGAAAUGUAUAUACUCCAAUAAAUCUGAUUCAAACAGA
This is a messenger RNA of Labrus bergylta (ballan wrasse), 5028 nucleotides long. It is a transcript of the gene golph3a, whose product is annotated as golgi phosphoprotein 3a. Lineage: Eukaryota; Metazoa; Chordata; Actinopteri; Labriformes; Labridae. The record is from RefSeq and is a predicted model, not a curated record. Gene Ontology annotation, cellular component: trans-Golgi network; cytosol; Golgi cisterna. Gene Ontology annotation, molecular function: phosphatidylinositol-4-phosphate binding. Gene Ontology annotation, biological process: Golgi vesicle budding; Golgi organization; retrograde vesicle-mediated transport, Golgi to endoplasmic reticulum.